AUCUAUCGUCAGUGAGCAAUGUCAUAUCGUAUCCGUAUAGAAUCGGAACAAACCUCUCGUCUACCGUCCUUGAAAUAACCGUAAAAUUAAACAUUACAGGUGUCCCUGGUAGGUCAGACGCACGUGUCUAAGCGACAAGCAGUGAUUCGACGCGCUGCAAGCUGAGCCUGAUGGUCGGUGCAUCAAUCGCUGCGAUAUUUUAACCUCUCGAUACUCUUUGUCUUGCUUCUCUUGACGACAUCAGGCAAAACAACAAGUAACUCGGUUUACAACAAUGGCUAUUCGUCGCUGGGGAGGUUGGAGGCCCGACAAUUUGGCUCGGGGAUUGGCCAACACAUUCCGUACCAAUUAUCAUCUUGGAUUCACUGCAUUUGGUGGACCGCCCGUUCAUUUCAAGAUUUUUCAUGAUAAAUUCGUUCGAGAGUUGCAAUGGAUCGACGAACAGACAUAUCAAGAAUUGUUCAGUGUCUGCCAGGCCACCUCUGGCCCAGCCAGCACAAAGAUGCAUUACUGCAUCAACCUCAUCCAUGAUGGCUUCCUUUCCGCCCUGCUGGGUUUUCUCAUCUGGAGCUUGCCCGGAGCCUUGGGAAUGUAUGGCCUCUCCAUUGGUGUCUCCAACAUUGGGGACUCGCUUCCACGCAUCGCCUACGCUCUCCUAUCUGGUCUCAACGCCUCGACCGUCGGCAUCAUCGCUGUGGCCGCCGUUCAGCUGUCGGAAAAGGCCAUCACCGACAAAAUCACCCACAUACUAGUCUUUUUGGGCGCCGCCGCAGGCAUCAUGUAUAAUGCCCUUUGGUACUUUCCCCUCCUGAUAGUCCUGGGCGGCUUCGCAACGAUUAUCCAUGAUUACCGGUGGCUUCACGGGCCCAUCAAAGCCGCGGUGGGGGUGUUUAAAAAGCCCCGGAGACGCGUGCAAGAGCCCGAGUCUGUUAACCUCCCAGAGGCUCAACGGGUUGAACAAGACGCCGAAAGCACUGCGUCCGUCUCAGGCCCCGCAAGAGAGCGACAGACAAGGCCAGCCAGUGCCGAAUCCCUACCCGUCACUGAAGACGGGCGGCUGCAGACAGAGACGGAGCCAAGGACCAUCCCACAGGACCACGUGCUUAACUUCUCGUGGACCUUUGGCCUCGGCAUAAUCAUCGCCUUCAUGCUGACUUUUAUCGUCGUCAUGGUCCUGCGCGGCGUCCUCCCCGAUAAACCACUCCUUUUCAGUCUCUUUGGAAACCUGUACCUGGCCGGAACCAUUAUUUUCGGCGGCGGUCCCGUUGUUAUUCCACUGCUACGCGAAUACGUCGUUGCCGAAGGUUGGGUGAGCCCCCGCGACUUUCUCAUCGGUCUUGCAAUCCAGCAGAGCUUCCCAGGACCCAACUUCAACUUUGCCGUCUACCUAGGCGCCUUGACGGCCGUCAACGGGGGUUAUUCAUCAGCUGCCGGCGGCGCAAUCGGGUUCUUGGGUAUAUUCAUUCCGGGCUUGAUGAUUGUCCACGCAACUAUGGGAAUAUGGACCGCGAUCCGUGGUAUCAGGUGGGUCAAGUCGAUGAUCAGAGGCGUCAACGCUGCUGCUGUCGGGUUGGUCUAUACUGCAGUCUACCGUCUGUGGCAAAUUGGUUACAUUGAUCAGGGUUUCCAACAAGGUACAAACCUCGGGCAGGAGGCGUGGUGGGUAGUGGUGACGGCAUCCAGCUUCGUCUUUGGCUACUCCUUUGGCGUGGAUCCUCCCAUCGUUAUUAUUAUGGGAGCCUUGAUGGGUCUGGUGUGGUACGGUGUUGUGAAUGCAUGAUCGGGGGCGAAUGCAUGAUCGAUGUACAAAUGCAUGAUCGAUGUACAACGAAUACAUCUUUGGUAUAAAUGUCAUACAUAGCAGAUCAGUCAAGUAGCUGCCUGUCCGGCUGCACUAGAAAAAUCGCCUCCCAACCAUUCGGUCGAAUACCACGACUGCGAAUCCAUACCAAACUGAUCCAUGUUAAAGUCCAAACCAUCAAACGGUCCAUCAAAGGCGUUACUGGGAUGUAGAGACGCCACAGAUGGCGAUUUGGGCUCAUCCGCUGUGGCCGUCGCUGUUGCAGGCGCAGUCGCUGGCUGGUCCAACUGUGCCAAAGGUGGUUCUGUGGCGGCUUGAAAAGGCGUCCCUGUAACGGCAGUUUGUGGGAAUGUCUGCCCACCGUUGGGAAGAGACGCUGCAAUUGGUGACUGAUAUUGCACCGUGUUCAUUGUGUUUGAUAGUAUGUUUUGGGUGAGGAGACUCGGGACUGGAUUUCGUGCUCCUCCCAUGGGGAUUUCAGGCGAGUCCGGUAUACUAGGGGCCAAAUCGCUUGGAAUACCCGUUGCAAGCAGUCUCUCAAGAUCUGCACGGAUUCCCAUGGCCGCUGGUGCUGUAAUGGUUUGCUUCAGUACCCGAAGACAUACAUUUCCCAUUUCUUGUACGCUCUCGGUAGUGAUUCCAAACUCGACACCACUAGUAUGCAGACUCAGGUAUAGCAUCCGCGCGCACUGAUACAAACAGACGGGAAGGUCCAUAUCCGUGACUGGAACUCCAUCCAGCGUCAACAGGAGACUAAACAUGUCUGCCAUUGCUCUGGCGUGUUCAAAGAUCUGGCGGCGACAGAUACCAGCAAACCCAGGGUGACUAGCCUCGAUUCGUGCCAUGAUAGUCUGCGGCAAAGCGUCUCGUGAUACUCCCGAGUGAGCCGCAACACGAUAUAGGUCAAUGUGACAUUGUUCCCACAAUAAAUGUGUCAUGACGAAUACACAAAGCCGCGGGGAGUAUGCUCGCAACCGUACGUUGGCCUCGGACCAAUUGAAAGAGACUGGUAGUCGAGAUGCAAAGGCGCCAAGUUGUGAUUCCAGUUCGGCAAACCGUGCUGGAAGAUUUGCUAUUUGUUCUGGAGUUGGGCUUCCAUGUAUCAUAUUCUUGGUGUAUUGUAAUAUUCGGCUCCGUAGCAGACAGACGCGUAUGUGCAGAGCAAGAAAGCCAAUAUCGUCCGUCAUGGGUGGGAUGACACCAUCAGGACCGGGAGCUGGUUGUUCAAGGGGUUCUGUGACCUCGGGGAGAUCAAAGUCAAAGUUGCGUUCAUUGCAGGGGAGCUGGAUUCGGAUGUUUGACGGUGCUUUGUUCUCCCAAAGGCCAAAAUCUGGAUGUCCAGCAGCGAUACCUGUGUCUAUCAUGUACACAGCCCACAUCAGGCGCCGACGGGACUCUUGAGCGAGGAAGCAAAGUCGCGGGUUCUCGUGAUUAAGCCGUAGAGCAACUGCGAAUCUAGAAGCAACCGCAUGUAGCAUGAAUGCCGAAGGGAACCUGCGCAUCAAGAUCCUAUGUUUGAUGAUGAGCACUAGCGUCUGUAGCUUGAGAGUUGAUGGCUUCUCCAACUCUCCAAGAACCGUAGUUUCGGCCUCGUCGAUACACCUAACCCCAAAGUCGCGCGUGCCGCUCCCCAAGUCAGUCAGUAAUGAAGUGAUGCCAAUGAGUGCGAGUAGUAACCCUCGAUCUAUGAGCCCAGAGUGAUAUCGUUGCAUCAGAGAGGCACGAUGCAGAAAGGAAAAUACGGGUAUGUGAUGAAUAUGUCGAAAAAAUUGUUCAAAGGCUCGUGGUGCAAUCGACUCCAGUACUGCGUCCUCAUCCUCUGUUGCUGCAGCUUGACCAAAGUUACUUGGACUGGUCACGCUAGUUACGUCUCGAUCUGAUGAAUGACUCCGGCUGUGGACAGAGACACGAUCGUCUCGAGCAGGCCCAUUGCCACUACCAGGCCUAUCUGGAGUGGUUGAUGUAGGUGCCGUAGACUCG
Molecule: messenger RNA, 3781 nt
Organism: Pyricularia grisea
Lineage: Eukaryota; Fungi; Ascomycota; Sordariomycetes; Magnaporthales; Pyriculariaceae
Exons: 4
Coding region: 275-1780 (501 amino acids)
Biological process (GO): chromate transport
Molecular function (GO): chromate transmembrane transporter activity
Source: RefSeq, a predicted model, not a curated record